GGCCCUGUCUCAAAAGAAAGGAAAAAUGUCUUCAAUCCGUCUCACCGUCCUUUAUCCUUCUGCCCCCAACCUAGUUCUCUCCAGGGUACCAGAACAGCUUUCUGUCUCCCCAGCUGCAGUUGUGCUGGCCUCUCUUUUUGCUCUGUAGCCAGAGGAGGUCAUUUAAAAAUGCAAAUCUAUCAGUCCUCAACAUAUAACAGUUUUAAGCCUGCCUUGCCACAAAGUCCUUAUUCUGUUUUGUAAUGUGGAAACUAUUUCUCAGCACUCCUUCCUGUGUACCCACAAGGCCUCUCUGCUCCUGCCAUAUCCUGCCAGCCUUUCUGUUCCCUGCCUGCCCUGACCCCAGGUUAGGCCUGUGCUGCUGCUUCUGCUUGGCCCGUGGGAAGAUUAGAAGGGCAGGGUUUGUCCAGAACGUGGUCCUGUGUUAUGUGGACUAGGAGACCUGGGGCGGGUUCCUUCAGCUCUCCGUGCUUGUGUUUCCUCUCUGAAAAGUGAGGAUGAUAUGAGGAUUGUUGGGGGAUGUCAGAUGCUUCAGAUGGUGGUGGGGACUCAUUGUAAGUGCUGCCUUUUUAGUCCUUGAGUGACAGUGGGGAUAGCUGUACCUGUUACAACCAGAUGAGUCCUAUGUUCAGCAAGUGACAGGUGGUAGACACACCGUACAGCUUCCUCUGCGCACCCCCAAACCUCGGUCCUCUUUCCGUGAGCUGCAUUUCUCCCACAGCCCUUCUACCUGCAUUUUAGAUUUUUGUUCCCUUUCUUUUGAAGGAUAUUUCUUUUCAUCUUUGAAUGCAGUUCAAGUAGAAUGAGGGUAGAAUGAGGGUUCAGUAGAAUGUGGGUAACGUAGCUGAAGAUGCCUGCUGAGAGAUAACAGCGGAGGUUGCAGGCUGGGUGGGGACAAGCCAAGAGGCUUAAUCUUGGUGAAAAGGUGGAGGAGAACUUCAGAAGAGCUGCGGUACGCUCGUGUCUGGGGUUUGGCGUGGAGUCUGAAAUAAUGCUCAUGGCACAAGUCUAAAUUAUUCAUUAAUAUCAGAAGACAAUGAUAUGCAGUAAAACCUUGAUUAACAAGAACCCAACUAACCAAAAACUGAAAACAUCUUUUACUUUAUUUUUAACAUUCAAAUUGGAAAAAGAGGCAAAUGGCAAUAAAACAAGCUGACAAUUUCUUUUUUAUUAAAAAGUAAAGCUGUGAGGAGGGUAUCCUGGAAGGAGUUUGGAUUCAUCUGAAUUCCUUCCUCCUUGUAAUCAGCAUCAUUACUGUGUAAGAACUGACUCAGAAUCAGAAUUAUGGGGAAUUUCAUUCGCGACAUGCAGAUUCUUACGUGGAGUCACAGCUUUGAUUUAGAAAACUAGAGGAGGAGGGAGAAACGGACCUCUGUGGCACUUCACAUGCAUUAUCCUUUCAGGAGCGUUUGCCAAGCUGCGGUUGGAUUUCUGGCCAUGUCCAGUGUCAUCACCAUGUCUGCCCCUUUCUUCUUGGGGAAGAUCAUUGAUGUCAUCUAUACCAACCCCACUGUGGACUACAGCAGCGACCUGACCCGCCUCUGCCUUGGGCUCAGCGGCGUGUUUCUGUGUGGUGCUGCUGCCAACGCCGUCCGCGUCUACCUCAUGCAAACUUCAGGUCAGCGCAUCGUGAAUAGGUUGAGAAUGUCGUUAUUCUCCUCCAUUCUGAGGCAGGAGGUUGCUUUCUUUGACAAGACCCGCACAGGAGAAUUGAUUAACCGCCUCUCCGCAGACACGGCACUUCUGGGGCGCUCGGUGACCGAGAACCUCUCAGAUGGGCUCAGGGCUGGGGCCCAGGCUUCCGUGGGGAUCAGUAUGAUGUUUUUUGUCUCACCUAGUCUGGCCACCUUUGUUUUGAGUGUGGUGCCUCCAGUGUCCAUCAUUGCUGUGAUUUAUGGACGCUAUCUACGGAAACUGACCAAAGUCACGCAGGAUUCCCUGGCUCAAGCCACUCAGCUAGCUGAGGAACGCAUUGGAAACAUGAGAACUGUUCGAGCUUUUGGGAAAGAAAUGACUGAAAUAGAGAAAUAUGCCAGCAAAGUGGACUACGUGAUGCAAUUAGCAAGGAAAGAGGCGUUUGCUCGGGCUGGCUUCUUUGGAGCAACCGGGCUCUCUGGAAACCUGAUUGUGCUUUCUGUCCUGUACAAAGGAGGGCUGCUGAUGGGCAGUGCCCACAUGACAGUGGGUGAACUCUCCUCCUUCCUCAUGUAUGCUUUCUGGGUUGGAGUAAGCAUUGGAGGUCUGAGCUCUUUCUACUCGGAGCUGAUGAAAGGACUGGGUGCAGGGGGACGCCUUUGGGAGCUCCUGGAGAGAGAGCCCGAGAUGCCUUUUAACGAGGGGGCCACCUUAAAUGAGAAGAGCUUCCAGGGAGCUUUGGAGUUUAAGAAUGUGCAUUUUGCCUACCCAGCUCGCCCAGGGGUGCCCGUGUUUCAGGAUUUCAGCCUUUCUAUCCCAUCAGGCUCUGUCACGGCGCUGGUGGGCCCAAGUGGUUCUGGCAAAUCAACAGUGAUUUCCCUCCUUCUGCGGUUGUAUGACCCCGGUUCUGGAACUAUCAGUCUUGAUGGCCAUGACAUCCGUCAGCUAAAUCCAGUCUGGCUGAGAUCCAAGAUUGGGACAGUGAGUCAGGAACCCAUUUUAUUUUCUUGCUCUAUCGCUGAGAACAUCGCUUAUGGUGCCGACGACCCUUCCUCGGUGACCGCCGAGCAGGUGGGGAGAGUGGCUGAGGUGGCCAACGCGGAUGCUUUCAUUCGGAACUUCCCACAAGGGUUCAACACUGUGGUCGGAGAAAAGGGUGUUCUCCUCUCAGGUGGGCAGAAACAGCGGAUUGCAAUUGCCCGUGCUCUGCUUAAGAAUCCCAAAAUUCUUCUCCUAGAUGAAGCAACCAGUGCGCUGGAUGCCGAAAACGAGUACCUUGUCCAGGAAGCUCUGGACCGGCUGAUGGAAGGAAGAACAGUGUUAAUUAUCGCCCAUCGGCUGUCCACCAUUAAGAAUGCUAACAUGGUUGCUGUUCUUGACCAGGGAAAAAUUACCGAGUACGGGAAACACGAAGACCUGCUUUCAAAACCAGAUGGGAUGUACAGAAAACUAAUGAACAAACAAAGUUUUAUUUCAGCAUAAAGAAGCAAUUACUGGUAAAUUGAAUAUGAGAGACUUUAAAGCAAAACAGUGCUUUUGCGGAAGAGAAAACUUAAGAGACUGUAUAAAAUCUAUAAAUCAUACAUCAAGUUAUUCGAAAUAUGCCUAUUUUUCCAAAGCGUGUAAAAUAUUGUUUUGAAAUGUACCUGUUCACAAGAACUUUUUAUUCAGAGUUUUAAUAAUUGUAACUUUCUAAAUGUCUGUAGCACCGAAGUUAUUUUCAGGUUUUGUACUUUUUCCUUGGAAUAUUUGAAUUAAUAUAGCACGGCACCUCAUUUCCUUUUGCCUGCUGUUAAAGACUGAAGCUUUUGUCAAAUGACGACUUUUAAAAGGGAAUUAUAAAUAAAAAGCCUAAUUAUUUUAGGCCAGUUUACCAAUCACUGUGUAAUUCUUUGGUAGUAGUCCACCUACUUUGAGUCUAAUUUUACCCAGUAGAGUAAUAGAAAAUGAAAAUCUAGCCCCUUUGUUUUAUCCCGAUCAUCUCAUGAAGUGACUCUGACUAAUACACAGACAGAAGCAGUUAAUGUCACACGGAGAGAAGGGACCAUUAUUUCUUGCUUGUCUCCUGUGUCUUCAAAGGCGUGAAAGUUUAGGAAUAUGUGUCCCUGUGGGAUGUGACUGUGUUUAAAUGUGUGCAGAUUUCAAAGCCUGGUGAGUUUUAAAAAGGGAAGAAGCCCCAGACUUUGAAUAGAAAAACUUCUCUUUUCUUUAUUCACAUAUUUGUAUGAGUACUUUUGGGAAGGAAGCCAUGAACUGCCAGUUACUAUCAAGAGUGAUAAAUAAAAAUGAAUUCUACAUGUAAGUUGGCUGAAUGCAUGUAUUUUGAAAUAUAUGUUAAAAAUGUAUAAUUCUCAGACAUACUGACUUUUACAGUCUUUUAUAAUACUUCUGGAAUUUCAUAAGUAAGGCUAAAAUCUGAAGAAUGUAACUGAUUUUCAGUCUUGGACAUUUGAAGAAAGUUUAGAAGUCCUUGCUAUUCUAUCAAAUAACAAGAAACCUUAAAAAUGUGUUACUCUCUUGAAAAGAAGACAUUAAUAAGCUUUUUUCUUUGAUGAAUAUUUAUGGUUAUAGCUUGAUUCACCUAAAUAUUUCAAAAUUCCUAAAGCGAUGGAUGCUGACAACUACUGGAUUUGCCAUAUUUCCUAUCAGUGCUGUUAAUUUGAUGUUGCCUCAAGAAAAGGUGCUUUUUGUACAUUGAUGUUGCCAGAACCUAAGAAGUAAUUAUGUUGAUAUGAAUGAAAUGGAAGUUUUCUCAUGCACUAAGUGUUUAAUGGUUCCCUGGUUAUACUGGAAGAAGAAACCACUAUUUCAUGAGAGGCAUAGAGUAUUAUAUUUCCUUCUACAUAAAGGAAUUUAUUAAUGAAUAAAAUGGAUCGCAUGAAUGAAUUUAGUGUUCUAUGAAUUUAGUGUUCUUUGAAACAGUCUAUCUGUGACAAUCAUUUGAAUAAACUUUACUUGUGUUCUUUAUACAGUUUGCUAUUAUAGUUUGGUUUAACAGAAAGCAAACAAAACAUAAUUACAAGGUUGGAUCUGAGGGAAAUCUCCUUGUGCCAUAGAAAUAUUUACAAAAUUUAAUUUGAUUGUUAUAUUUUAUUUUCUGAUACAAGAUGUUCAAUUGUGUCUUUGGGUAACAUUUUAUAUCAUAGAUUAAAAUUUAUAGUAAACUUUA
Molecule: messenger RNA, 4804 nt
Organism: Lemur catta (Ring-tailed lemur)
Lineage: Eukaryota; Metazoa; Chordata; Mammalia; Primates; Lemuridae
Gene: ABCB10
Product: ATP binding cassette subfamily B member 10
Exons: 13
Coding region: 1387-3117 (576 amino acids)
Biological process (GO): transmembrane transport
Cellular component (GO): membrane
Molecular function (GO): ABC-type oligopeptide transporter activity; ATP hydrolysis activity; ATP binding
Source: RefSeq, a predicted model, not a curated record